AUGAGCGUGCGGUGCAGCGUACGAGCGGGCGGUGCAGCGUAUGAGCGGGCGGUGCAGCGUACGAGCGGGCGGUGCAGCGUACGAGCGGGCGGUGCAGCGUACGAGCGGGCGGUGCAGCGUACGAGCGGGCGGUGCAGCGUACGAGCGGGCGGUGCAGCGUACGAGCGGGCGGUGCAGCGUACGAGCGGGCGGUGCAGCGUACGAGCGUGCGGUGCAGCGUACGAGCGUGCGGUGCAGCUUAUGAGGCGGGCGGUGCAGCGUACGAGCGUGCGGUGCAGCGUACGAGCGGGCGGUGCAGCGUACGAGCGGGCGGUGCAGCGUACGAGCGGGCGGUGCAGCGUACGAGCGGGCGGUGCAGCGUACGAGCGGGCGGUGCAGCGUACGAGCGGGCGGUGCAGCGUGCGAGCGGGCGGUGCAGCGUACGAGCGGGCGGUGCAGCGUACGAGCGUGCGGUGCAGCGUGUGA
Molecule: messenger RNA, 465 nt
Organism: Closterium sp. Naga37s-1
Lineage: Eukaryota; Viridiplantae; Streptophyta; Zygnematophyceae; Desmidiales; Closteriaceae
Source: the annotation of a GenBank genome assembly